Molecule: messenger RNA, 4005 nt
Organism: Candida dubliniensis CD36
Lineage: Eukaryota; Fungi; Ascomycota; Pichiomycetes; Serinales; Debaryomycetaceae
Product: nucleocytoplasmic transporter
Exons: 1
Coding region: 1-4005 (1334 amino acids)
Biological process (GO): RNA export from nucleus; protein import into nucleus; post-transcriptional tethering of RNA polymerase II gene DNA at nuclear periphery
Cellular component (GO): nuclear pore; nuclear pore cytoplasmic filaments
Molecular function (GO): structural constituent of nuclear pore
Source: RefSeq, a predicted model, not a curated record
AUGUCCUUCAAUUUUGGAUCUGGAUCUGGAUCAAUCAAUACAGGCAAUGCCAAUGGAAAUAGUUGGGGUUCAUCUUCAGGUUUUGGAAGACGAGCUUCAAUUGGUGGUCCAACAACAACAGCAAAUACUUUUGGAAAUACAUCCAAUACAAGUGGUGGUGGAUUAUUUGGUAAUCUGAAUACUAAUACUACAUCAGGUUCAGGUUUGUUUGGAAAUUCAUCAAAUAAUGCAACAAAUUCUACAGGCGGUCUUUUUGGAAAUUCUGCAAAUAAUACCACGUCAAAUGCAACUGGGUCUAAUUUAUUUGGCAAUUCUAAUAACCAAGCAAAUACAGGAACCACUAAUCUAUUUGGAUCAACAGCAAAACCAUCUGGAACCACCAAUUUAUUUGGAAAUAAUAAUGCCACAUCAACAACCUCGAAUCUUUUCGGCACAUCUACUUCAAACACCAAUGCAAAUGGAGCAGCAUUGGGUAAUUCAUCUACUCAAGGCGGGUUGUUUAAUAAUAAUACAUUGGGUUCUUCAUCUGGUGGACUUUUUGGCAACUCUGGAACUUCAAAUGGUAGUUUAUUUGGGAAUAGUCAACAGAAUAAUAAUUUACAAGCCCCAUCAAAUCAACUUACUGUUAAUAAUAACAAUCCUUAUAGUUAUUCUCAAGUUAUUUCGAAUUUACAAGCAAACACUUCAAAUAUGCCAGAAUCCAUCACUACUUCACUUUUUACAGGAAUUGGGAAAGAAUCAUCAGAUAAAAAAAGAAGAUUCUCAUAUUUAGAAAAACUGGAGAGUCAUAAACCAAAAUCAUCCCUAUUAAGUAAAUUAGGUCAAACAUUUAAAUUCAUUCGUAAUGGGAACACAUCAGCAACUUUUGAAUCUUUAAAAGGAUUAUUUACUAGUAAUGAUGUAUUAAAGCCAAAGGAAAAGAGGAUCAUGCUUUCUGCAGCAGCUGCAUCAUCAUCAUCAACACCAUUUGUUACCCCUAAGGCAAUUUCUAGACCUUCAUACAAAGCAAUUGAUGCUAGAAGAGUUGGGAGUAUGAAAAGAUUGAUUAUCAAAAGUAAACCUAUGAAAUAUCAUAUGAUCGAUGUAAAUAAAGUUUUCAAUACAAAGAGAAGAAAAGUGAUUGAUAAUAAGGUUACUGCUGAUAGAUUAUUAACAGCAAGUUAUCCAAGUGAUGAUGACAGUGAUGACGAGAAUGAUGAUAAUGAAGAAAUUGUUAGUGAAAAGACAUUUGCAAGAUACUCAUACAAGACUGGUAACACUUUUGAGGAAUCUGAAACAAAAUCUACCACAAGAAUAGUUGAAAAAGAACCACCAAUCACUAAAAGCGAAGAGAAACCAUCAGUAGAACUUCAUGAUGGUUAUUGGUCUUCACCUACUAUUCAACAAUUGUCAGAAAUGAAUGUUGAACAACUUUCGAAUUUAGACAAUUUUAUUAUUGGCAGAGUUGGAUGUGGUCAGAUUGCAUAUGAUUUCCCGGUUGAUUUGUCCCAGAUAUAUUUCAAUGCUCAAAAACAAGGUAUAUCAUUGGAAAAAGAACUUUUUGGUAAAGUUAUUGAAAUAAAUCCAAAAGUAGUAUUGGCUUAUCAAAAUUAUCCUAGUAAACCUCAAAUAGGGUUUGGAUUAAAUGUUCCAGCAACAAUUACUCUUGAAGGCAUUGAGCCAAGAGCUAAUUUGUCAGUGACUGAACACAUAAAUUUCUUGAGACAACAAAUAGGGAUGGAGUUUGUCACGUAUGACCCAAUAACUUAUGUGUGGGUUUUCAAAGUUAAACAUUUUAGUAUUUGGGGUUUGAUUGAUGAAGAUAAUAAUUCCCAAAAGGAUUGGAUUGUUAUGAAAAGAAAGCAAGAUGCUCAAGAAUUGGAGGCGUUAAGAGAAUAUUCACAAAUCUAUGAAAAUGAAAAAUAUAAACAGGAAUUGAAAAAGCAAAAAUUAAAUGAAAAAACAAAAGUUGUUCCUGGUGGUUGGGAAUAUACUAUUCCACCAUCUGAUGAACCUUUGAAUAUCAAACGUAGAUUGGUUUCAGAUGAAAUUAGUCAGCAAUUGAUCAAGUAUCAACAAGAACACAACACUGAAGAACUCAGUGCCCAAGUAAGUGAUAUAACUAUAGAUUCAGAUCGUGAAUCAGCACCAACACCGAAAUUGGUUACUUAUAUGGAUCAAUUGGCAAAUUUCAUUCCUCCAGGUGUUGAUUUGAAUGAAAUCAUUGAUGAAAAAGUUUAUGAACCAACAGUUUCGAAUGAAGUUGUUUUUGAUUCGAUACAAAUUCGUCCAAACUUGCCAACUUCUGAAGAUUGGUUACUUCAAUUGGAAUUGGCUAAUCAAUUAACAUCUGCUUUAGCUCCAUAUGUUGCCGAACCAAAGAAAAAACUGGAUAAAUUAAAUAUUGAAAGAGUUGAUGAUAUUUUAUUUUCAGAUUUCAAUAAAAAUGUAUUGAAAGUUUCCACACCAACGAAAAAAUUAAGUGUUGUUGAAGAUAUGGAUGAAUCCCAAGAUAUAUAUAUUGAUAAUAUUUCGACAAUUUUCCAUAAACUUUUAUCUAAAACAGUUGUUGGUCAUCGUCAUGGCAAUGUGAAUGAUUUCCCUAUCAUUGAAAAAACUACUGGGUUUGAAUUUAAAGAUGUAAUCACUACUCCUCAAGAAAGGGAAGAAAAAGAUGUUUUCGUCUUAUGUUCUGCUUUAUUUGAUAAACUAACUAUAAACCAAUCCAACCCUGAAAUUAGUGCUGCCUUGAUGGAUAAUACCAGAAAGAAAUUAUUAGGUGAUUGGUUGAAAAAUUAUAAUUUGUCAUCGGUUGAAAAACUUUUGGCUGAAAACAAGAAUGAUCCAUUGGAGAAGACAUUCAUCUAUAUGUGUUCUGGUGAUAUGAUUAAAGCUAUUGAAACUGCAAUACAAACAAAUAAUAGUCAUUUAUCAGUAGUGAUAACUUUAUCUGAUUCUAAUGAUGCGGUAGUGAAAUCAAUUGCUCAAAAUCAAUUGAAAAAUUGGAAACAACUUCAAGUUAUCCUGUCUAUUCCUUCAGCUGUUGUUAAAAUUUAUCAAAUAUUAGCUGGUGAUUUUGAACCAAUUCUUGAAAUAUUACCUUGGAAUCUUGGUUUGGCCUUAAAAUUGUUUUAUGGUGAUUAUAAUGAUAUUAAAAAAUUGAUUAAUAAAUUUAGUUCACUGAUACCCAUUGGGGAUCCAGUUGGUGAUGUUUUACUUGCAUAUGUCAAAGGUGUUGAUUUGGAAUCUAUCACAUCAAGUUCAUUGAAUAUUAAAUUGAAAUGGUUAUUCUGUAAAAUAUUAGCAGAUUUUAAUUAUGAUGCCAUAACUAAAGAAUUUGGUGAUUAUUUGCUGUCAAUUGAUUAUUGGAAAGAAAGUGCCUUAGUGUUUGCCCAUUUAACCAACGAUAAUGAUGCUGCUGAUGCUAUUAGCAAAUUGGUAAAUUCCAAAAUACUGUACAUCAAAAGUUCUACAAUUGAUAAAGAACAAUACGCGAUAGAAGUAUUAAAAAUUCCAAGACCAGUUAUAUACAAGGCAGUUGCUAUUGAAAAGAACAAUAACGAAGAUUUCUGGGGUGAAUGUGAAGCUUUAAUAGAAGUUAGUUUAUGGGAAGAAGCACACGUUACUAUUGUUAAUGAAUUAGGACCAAGAACAGUGAUAUCCAAUUCAAAUCAAGAUAAAUCACAAUUACAAAAUGUACUUUCGAAAUUUCCUGAAAAUGGAUUGAUUAUUUCUGAUUGGAAUAAAGGAGCAGGAAUUUAUGAGAAAUAUUUGGUGGUAUUACAAAAUGACAAUGAUUUAUCGGUUAUUCAAUUCUUACUAGAUAAUUUACCAUUGAGUAAUAUUGAUUCAUUUCAUAAAAGAAUUGCAUUAGAUAUUAUAUCUAAAUUUAUUGGCAAUUUAAUUAUUGAAAAUGACAAAUUUAAUGCUACGGAUAAAUCAAAAAUCUUAAAUUUACCAUUAGAUGAUGUGAAUAAGAAAUACUUUGAAUUAAGAUUGGCGGAUUUAAAAAAAAACAUAGAAUAA